AUGGCAGUUGUUUUGAGGUUUGUUGAUAAAAGUAAGCAAGUGAUGGAGCAUUUUUUGGGCAUGUCCCAUGUCACUAAUACUUGUGCCCAAUCACUGAAGGAUGUCAUUGAUGCAAUGUCUUCUACACAUGGGUUGAGCAUAUUUACCCUGAGAGGUCAAGGCUAUGAUGGAGCAAGUAAUAUGUCAGGUGAGUUCAAUGGGUUGAAAGCUUUAAUUCUAAGAGAGAACCCACAUUCUAUAUAUGUUCAUUGCUUUGCUCACCAGCUUCAGUUGGCAAUUGUAUCUAUGGCACGUAGGAAUUGUAUGCUUGGUGAUUUGUUCGACAUAUUUGCUAUUAUUGUGAAUUUGGUUGGUGCAUUAUGUAAGCGUGUAGAUACUCUUCGAACAAGUUAUCAAGCUAGUAUUCUAAAGAAGCUAAAUAUUGGAGAACUUACAGGUGGAAGUGAUGUUCUUGAAAAUAUGUCAGAAGAUGGCGUACAUUCAAAUAAAAAAUCUUCGAUCGUAAGACAGAUGAACGCUAUGCAAGAUUUUGAGUUUGUGUUCAGUCUCCACUUUAUGUUUGAAAUUCUUGCAAUUAUAGAUGACCUUUCACAAGCCUUACAGAAAAAGGAUGAGGAUAUUCAGAAUGAUAUGAGGUUAUUGAAUUUGUAUAAGUGUGUAUUGCAAAACCUGAGAGCAAAUGGUUGGGAUACUUUAUUGAGUAGGGUGAUUGAGUUUUGUGUUGAUAGACAUAUUUUAGUGCCCAAUAUGGAGGAUAUUGUGGUAGUGAAAGGUUGA
Olea europaea var. sylvestris is the source of this 777-nucleotide messenger RNA. Its product is annotated as zinc finger MYM-type protein 1-like. The coding region runs from base 1 to 777 and encodes 258 amino acids. The record is from RefSeq and is a predicted model, not a curated record. NCBI's taxonomy places the organism in Eukaryota, Viridiplantae, Streptophyta, Magnoliopsida, Lamiales, Oleaceae. The transcript has 2 exons.